AACCGCCUAAUAAAAUUGGAAUAUGGAAGUCGAAACUAGUCUUUGCUUCAAUAAUCAAUAAUGACAUGAAACAGCAUUUCCAAUUCGUCAAACCCUCCAUUAAAUUAAUAUCAACAACUCCCAAAUCUCGCUCUCUUCUUCCUAAAUAUUCCACCAUUUUUUGUUCCGAAGUUUAUUACUGAUCAUAACCAUGGCUGCUGCUUCCAAAUCUGUUCUGAUGAUCCUAUUAUUGAUUUCUGAGUUAUCAGCUCUAGUACUUAUGGCUUCCACUCAACCAGAUCUUUUAUCUCCUCUUCUCUCUCCUAUUAUUGGUAAUAUCUGCAAAAGAGUAGGAUGUGGAAGAGGCAAUUGUAAGAUGUCUGAAAAUAGCGUGUUUGAAUAUAAAUGUGAAUGUGAUCCUGGUUGGAAACAAUCACUUUUCGAUAAUUCUACUCAUCUCAACUUCUUGCCUUGCGUCAUCCCCAAUUGCACUCUGAAUUAUUCGUGUGCAGCAACACCAACUACACAACAAACUCCAUCAAAUACAUCGACCAAUGAUCCUUGCAGGUGGGCUAAUUGUGGUGGAGGUUUGUGCAACAAAACAUCAGAGCUCACAUAUCAAUGCCAUUGUAAAGAGGGAUACAACAAUCUCUUCAAUAAUACUGCUUUCCCCUGUCUCAAUGAAUGUUCAAUUGGUGGGGAUUGUCCCAAUUUGGGCCUUUCUGUGGCUAACAGAUCAACUUCAGCUCCUCCCAGUUUACCUGAAAGAGGCAGCAAUCAAGCAAACUCGCAGAAACACGGAGUCUUGUCGUACGGGAUGAUCGCGUUCGCUGUUUCCAUUGUUGCACUUGUUGUAUGAGCUUCGGAUUCCUACUUGCAUUUGGUUUAGAAUAUAUAGUAGUACAAAUUAUGAGUUUCUAGCUGAUAGUCCAUGCAGGUUUCUACGGCUUAGAUAUGACAAUUGAUUAUUGGAACUGAUCUCUUAGGAUGUGUAUACUUAGAAUAGUAUGUUAUUUGUGAUUAUAAAUUUGAUCAUUAUUCUGUUAUUUGCGAUUAUAAAUUUAAUUAUUAAUCUGUUAUUUGUUAUUAUAAA
Amaranthus tricolor (Joseph's coat) is the source of this 1072-nucleotide messenger RNA. RefSeq lists its product as uncharacterized. NCBI's taxonomy places the organism in Eukaryota, Viridiplantae, Streptophyta, Magnoliopsida, Caryophyllales, Amaranthaceae. Bases 191 to 838 code for a protein of 215 amino acids. The record is from RefSeq and is a predicted model, not a curated record. The transcript has 6 exons.